CAAAAGGGGCACUGGAAUCUUGGCGCCGCAGACGCCGGGGCUGGGCGGUCAGCAGAGGGGGUAGAGGCCUGAGAGCGGUGAGCCGCCAGACACGAGUGUGACCGCUGCUUUUCAGGGCAGACCAAGUGGGGCCCAGGAGUGGCACAGCAGCACCCUAACUGGACCCACAUGGGAAAGGCCCUGGGUUGACAUUCCCAUACCCCGCUCUGGCCUCUGUGGUUUCUGCUUCUCCAGUAAAUGAAUCUUGAAGAAGACUGACCACUUUUUGCAGUUCUAUAACGAUGGCUAAAGAUUUGGUAAUGUUCAGAGAUGUGACUAUAGACUUUUCUCAGGAAGAAUGGGAAUGCCUGAACCCAAAUCAGAGAAAUUUGUACAGAGAUGUGAUAUUAGAGAACUACAGUAACUUGGUGUCACUGGCAGGAUGUUCCAUUUCUAAGCCAGAUGUGAUUACCCUACUGGAACAAGGGAAAGAACCCUGGAUGGUUGUACAGGAUGAGAAAAGAAGAUAUGGCCUAGAUUUGGAAUCCAAGUAUGACACUAAAAAGUUAUUUCAAGAAAAAGAUAUUUAUGAAAUGAAUUUAUCUCAGUGGGAGAUAAUGGAAAGAAUUAAAAAUCAUGACCUUGAGGACUCCUUUUUCAGAAAAGAUUAUGAAUAUAAAAAGUUUGAGAACCAAGGUUUUCCUGAGGCAUUGUUUAGGCAAGUGAAAAAAGCAACUCCUGAAAAAAUGCCCAUUUAUAGAAAACUUACUUCUCUUGCACUGUAUCAGAAAAAUCAUAACAGAGAAAAACCCUAUGAAUGUGGGGAAUGUGGGAAGGCUUUUAGAGUACGCCAACAACUUACUUUUCAUCAAAGAAUUCAUACUGGUGAGAAACCCUACGAAUGUAAAGAAUGCGGAAAAACCUUUAGACAAUGUGCCCACCUUAGUCGACAUCAAAGAAUUCAUACUUCUGACAAACUCUAUGAAUGUAAAAAAUGUGGAAAUAUCUUUACAUGUGGCUCAGACCUUCGAGUACAUCAGAGAGUUCAUGUUGGUGAGAAGCCCUAUGAAUGUAAGGAAUGUGGGAAAGCCUUUAGAGUUCGAGGACAACUUAAUCUCCAUCAGAGGAUUCAUACUGGUGAGAAACCCUAUGACUGUAAGGAAUGCGGGAAGGCGUUUAGACAGUAUGCACACCUUACUCGACAUCAGAGACUUAACAUUGCUGAGAAGUGCUAUGAGUGUAAGGAAUGUGGUCAGGCUUUUCUUUGUAGCACAGGCCUUCGAAUACAUCACAAACUUCAUACUGGUGAAAAACCCUACGAAUGUAAGGAUUGCGGAAAGGCCUUUAGAGUUAGGCAACAACUAACUCUCCAUCAGAGAAUUCAUACUGGUGAGAAGCCCUAUGAUUGUAAGGAAUGUGGGAAGACAUUUAGUCGCGGCUAUCAUCUGACUCUCCAUCAGAGAAUUCAUACUGGUGAGAAACCUUAUGAAUGUAAGCAGUGUCAGAAGUUCUUUCGUCGUUACUCAGAACUUAUUUCACAUCAAGGUAUUCAUAUUGGAGAGAAACCUUAUGAAUGUAAGGAGUGUGGGAAGGCCUUUAGACUAUUCUCACAGCUUACCCAGCAUCAAAGUAUUCAUUUUGGUGAGAAACCUUAUAAAUGUAAGGAAUGUGAGAAGACUUUCAGACUGCUUUCACAGCUCACUCAACAUCAGAGUAUUCAUACUGGUGAAAAACCCUAUGACUGUAAGGAAUGUGGAAAAGCCUUCAGACUUCAUUCAUCACUUAUUCAACAUCAGAGAAUUCAUUCUGGUGAGAGACCAUACAAAUGUAAGGAAUGUAAGAAGGCAUUUAGACAACAUUCACACCUUACUUACCAUCAGCGAAUUCAUAAUGUAACAUAAUUAUAAGAAUGCUUCCAUUGUGAAUUUUAUAUAAAGGAGCAUUAGAAAAUAAUUUUUACGGGAAAAGUUUCUGAAUGUAGGAAUACCUUUUGCUCAUUCUGAAAAUAGAUAAAAGGAAAGAAGUAGGGGCCGACAGGUGAUGUGGUUAAAGGUGCUAGAUUCCCACAUAGCUGA
Molecule: messenger RNA, 2054 nt
Organism: Tupaia belangeri chinensis (Chinese tree shrew)
Lineage: Eukaryota; Metazoa; Chordata; Mammalia; Scandentia; Tupaiidae
Gene: ZFP30
Product: ZFP30 zinc finger protein
Exons: 6
Coding region: 282-1880 (532 amino acids)
Biological process (GO): regulation of transcription by RNA polymerase II
Cellular component (GO): nucleus
Molecular function (GO): DNA-binding transcription factor activity, RNA polymerase II-specific; RNA polymerase II cis-regulatory region sequence-specific DNA binding
Source: RefSeq, a predicted model, not a curated record